Rhagoletis zephyria (snowberry fruit fly) is the source of this 1425-nucleotide messenger RNA. Lineage: Eukaryota; Metazoa; Arthropoda; Insecta; Diptera; Tephritidae. The record is from RefSeq and is a predicted model, not a curated record.
AUGGGCAUCAAGUUCCUCGAAGUGAUCAAGCCCUUCUGCGGCAUCCUCCCCGAGGUGGCCAAGCCGGAGCGGAAGAUCCAGUUCCGCGAGAAGGUCCUCUGGACGGCGAUCACCCUCUUCAUCUUCCUCGUCUGCUGCCAGAUUCCCCUCUUCGGCAUCAUGUCCUCCGACUCGGCCGAUCCCUUCUACUGGAUGCGCGUCAUUCUCGCCUCCAAUCGUGGCACUCUUAUGGAACUGGGUAUCUCCCCCAUCGUCACCUCCGGUCUGAUUAUGCAGCUGCUGGCGGGAGCAAAGAUCAUCGAAGUUGGCGACACGCCCAAGGACCGGGCGCUCUUUAACGGCGCGCAGAAGCUCUUCGGCAUGGUGAUCACCAUCGGCCAGGCAAUUGUCUACGUCAUGACCGGCAUGUACGGCGACCCGAGCGACAUUGGCGCCGGCAUCUGCCUGCUGAUCAUCAUCCAACUGUUCGUCGCCGGCCUCAUCGUCCUCCUCCUCGACGAGCUGCUGCAGAAGGGCUACGGCCUCGGCUCCGGCAUCUCCCUCUUCAUCGCCACGAACAUCUGCGAGACUAUAGUGUGGAAGGCCUUCAGCCCGGCCACCGUCAACACCGGUCGCGGAACGGAGUUUGAGGGCGCCGUCAUCGCCCUCUUCCACCUGCUGGCCACCCGCCAGGACAAGAUCCGCGGCCUGCGCGAGGCCUUCUACCGCGGCAACCUGCCCAACCUGAUGAACCUCCUCGCGACCAUUCUCGUCUUCGCCAUCGUCAUCUACUUCCAGGGCUUUCGCGUCGAUCUGCCGAUCAAGUCGGCGCGCUACCGCGGCCAGUACAGCUCCUACCCGAUCAAGCUCUUCUACACCAGCAACAUUCCUAUCAUCCUCCAGUCGGCCCUCGUCUCCAACCUCUACGUCAUCUCGCAGAUGAUGGCGGUCAAGUUUAGCGGCAACUUCCUGGUGAACCUCCUGGGCGUCUGGUCCGACUCGGCGGGCGCCGCCCGCGCUUACCCCGUCGGCGGCCUCUGCUACUACCUCUCGCCGCCGGAGACGCUCGGUCACCUGGUGCAGGACCCGAUCCACGCCGUGCUCUACAUCAUCUUCAUGCUCGGUAGCUGCGCCUUCUUCAGCAAGACCUGGAUCGAGGUUUCGGGCUCGAGCGCCAAGGACGUCGCCAAGCAGCUGAAGGAGCAGCAGAUGGUGAUGCGCGGCCACCGCGAGAAGUCGAUGAUCCACGAGCUCAACCGCUACAUCCCCACGGCGGCCGCCUUUGGUGGCCUCUGCAUUGGCGCCCUCUCGGUCCUCGCCGACUUCCUGGGAGCGAUUGGCAGCGGCACCGGCAUCCUCCUCGCCGUCACCAUCAUCUACCAGUACUUUGAGAUCUUCGUGAAGGAGCAGAGCGAGCUGGGCGGCAUGAGCACCUUCCUCUCAUAA